This is a messenger RNA of Cornus florida, 727 nucleotides long. RefSeq lists its product as uncharacterized. NCBI's taxonomy places the organism in Eukaryota, Viridiplantae, Streptophyta, Magnoliopsida, Cornales, Cornaceae. Bases 186 to 470 code for a protein of 94 amino acids. The record is from RefSeq and is a predicted model, not a curated record. The transcript has 3 exons.
CUCUAAUCGGGUCAAUAACAACACUGCUGCUCCUAAUUCCCACUUCUCCAGUUCUCCCCAGCAUUUCUUGCAACCCCCAACUCUCCUCUCGCUCUCUCUCUCUCUUCACUAUCGGGGCGAUCGUCUUCUGUAUUUUGAGCUUCAGUCUGCCCUUUUUUGUACAAAGCAGAUAGCUGAUUAGAGAUAUGGCAGAGAAAGAGACUGUCAAGCAUCUUGAGGACUGCUCAGUUUCCAACGCGUUGGGCACAUGGGUAUUCUCUGUAGCUGGUGCUUUGCUCGCGAUUCCAGUUGGUAUCAAGCGGAAAUCUUUGGCGCCUCUCGUGUUCUUCGGCACAACCGGUACAAUGCUCGAUAUAAUCUUGGGGAUUAGCGCUUGUGAAAGAGAACAUGCGGAACGCCAAAAGCAGCUUUUAGAAGCUCAAAAUUCUGCUGCUGAUGGUGCUUUGCCAGAGACGGGAACCGAGUCUUGAUUUAUGUGCUUGCGUUGUAACUCUGUUUGUUCUCAACUUGUAGUUAUCGAAAAGCCAAUCAGUUUGUGAAUUUCUUUCCCGGGAAUUGGAAUCCUUUCUUUCAUGGAGUUAAUUUUAAGAGGGAAUUUCAUUCACAAUGUUGCUUCAUAUCUUGAUGGUCCAUAAAAUACUCGACCAUAUAAUAAAUGACUGAGGGUUUACUUUGAAGCAACUUCAGCAACUAAUAGCUUAAAGUGAUCAUUAUGCCUUUUAUUGUA